AUGGUUUUGCUAAAAGAUUCUGAGCUAGUAUGGAUGAAGCUCAUGCAAGAGUAUGGAAUAAUACGGGUCUCUGGUGCAGCAACUUAUAGCCUUGUGUCCUGGAUUAAAACAAUCAAAGCUCAUCGUGUGGUGCUGCGUAUUCAGCACUACCGUGCAAAAUUACUGCUGUCUCCCUUGGCGCCAGCACAAAUUGAAGUGAUACCAUGCAAAAUUUGUGGCGAUAAGUCCUCUGGGAUCCACUACGGAGUCAUCACGUGUGAAGGCUGCAAGGGAUUCUUUAGGAGGAGCCAGCAGAACAAUGCCUCUUACUCCUGCCCGAGGCAGAGAAACUGUUUAAUUGACAGAACCAACAGAAACCGUUGCCAACACUGCCGACUGCAGAAGUGUCUUGCCCUAGGAAUGUCAAGAGAUGCUGUGAAGUUUGGGAGGAUGUCCAAGAAGCAAAGAGACAGCCUGUAUGCUGAGGUGCAGAAGCACCAGCAGCGGCUGCAGGAGCAGCGGCAGCAGCAGAGUGGGGAGGCGGAAGCCCUCGCCAGGGUGUAUGGCAGCAGCAUCAGCAACGGCCUCAACAACCUGAACAAUGAGGCCAGCGGCACAUAUGCCAAUGGACAUGUCAUUGACCUGCCCAAGUCUGAGGGUUAUUACAACGUGGAUUCCGGCCAGCCGUCCCCCGAUCAGUCAGGACUUGACAUGACUGGAAUCAAGCAGAUAAAGCAAGAACCUAUCUAUGACCUCACAUCCGUACCCAACCUGUUUACCUAUAGCUCUUUCAACAACGGGCAGUUAGCACCAGGGAUAACAAUGAGCGAAAUUGAUCGAAUUGCACAGAACAUCAUUAAGUCCCAUUUGGAGACAUGUCAGUAUACCAUGGAGGAGCUACACCAGCUGGCAUGGCAGACCCACACCUAUGAAGAGAUUAAAGCGUAUCAAAGCAAGUCCAGGGAAGCACUGUGGCAGCAAUGUGCCAUCCAGAUAACUCACGCCAUCCAGUAUGUGGUAGAGUUUGCAAAGCGAAUAACAGGCUUCAUGGAACUCUGUCAAAAUGAUCAAAUCCUACUUCUUAAGUCAGGUUGCUUGGAAGUGGUUUUAGUGAGAAUGUGUCGUGCCUUCAACCCAUUAAACAACACUGUUCUGUUUGAAGGAAAAUAUGGAGGAAUGCAGAUGUUCAAGGCCUUAGGUUCUGAUGACUUAGUGAAUGAAGCAUUUGACUUUGCAAAGAAUUUGUGUUCCUUGCAGCUGACUGAGGAAGAGAUUGCUUUGUUCUCCUCUGCUGUUCUGAUAUCUCCAGACCGAGCCUGGCUGAUAGAACCAAGGAAGGUCCAGAAGCUUCAGGAAAAAAUUUAUUUUGCACUUCAACAUGUGAUUCAGAAGAAUCACCUGGAUGAUGAGACCUUGGCGAAGCUAAUAGCCAAGAUACCAACCAUCACAGCAGUUUGCAACUUGCACGGGGAGAAGCUGCAGGUAUUUAAGCAAUCGCAUCCAGACAUAGUGAAUACACUCUUUCCUCCGUUAUACAAGGAGCUCUUUAAUCCUGACUGUGCCACCGUCUGCAAAUGAAGGCGACAAGCGAACUGUCUCAUAGUCGUGGAAUGCAUCACCAUUAAGACAAAAGCAAUGUGUUCAUGAAGACUUAAGGAAAAUGUCACUACUGCAACAUUAGGAAUGUCCUGCACUUAAUAGAAUUAUUUUUCACCGCUACAGUUUGAAGAAUGUAAAUAUGCACCUGAGUGGGGCUCUUUUAUUUGUUUGUUUGUUUUUGAAAUGACCAUAAAUAUACAAAUAUAGGACACUGGGUGUUAUCUUUUUUUAAUUUUAUUCAAGUAUGUUUGGGGAAACAACUGUUUAUAGAAUUUUAUUGUAGAUAUAUACAAGAACAGAGCAGUACUUUACAUGAUUACUUUUCCUGUUGAUUGUUCAAAUAUAAUUUAAGAAAAUUCCACUUAAUAGGCUUACUGAUUUCUAUGUUUUUAGAUAGGCGAUGCAUGUAUAAAUUUGUAGCUGUCUUGGAAAGCACUGUGCAGGUAUGUGAUAAGUAUAUAAUAUCUGAGAAUAUUAGAUAUGACUAUUACUUAUACACACACAUGCACUGUGGCUUAAAAUAUCAUACCUACUGGCAAAGGAGGUUCAGUCAGGCACUCUUACGUUAUUUACCUUCUGUGUUAUAUGUUACCUUUAUGUUAGACAAUCAGGAUUUUGUUUUUUCAGCCAGAGUUUUCAUCUGCAGUUAAUAGCAGAAUGGUAUCAAUUCAGAAAUAAGUUGAUAAAGGAAUAAAUAUAACGCAUGACCUCUGUAGAAAAACUCUGUUUCGAUCAAUGACAUCAAAGCCUUGUCAAAAUGGUACAUAUAGAAAAAAAAAUUAACUAUUUGGAGCCAUUUUCCUGUUUUAAGAAUUAGGCCACAGAAAACAUUGUGGAGUCCAGGGCCUUUUGACCAAACAACAGAUAUUUCCUAUUUUUUCACCAGGACACAAAAACCACCUUUUUUUCUUUGAAUUUCAAGUUGUGAGAGAAACUUGAUUUUGGUGCUUAUUGUAUCAACAAAGAAAUACAGUCGGUAGAUUAUGACCACCAGCAAUUUUUUCUAAAAAAAAUUGGAGUAAAAGAGUAAAUCAGAACCCAGGGUCCUUAUACCAUUUCAUGUAAACAUUUUUAUCUCUUUUGCAAAGAAGUAGAAAGAGAAUAUACAAAGCAAAGAAGUAGUUCUUAUGUUCAUUCUCUUUAAUAAGUUUGUUAGAAAAAAAAGGAGCAAUAAAUAAAGGGGGAGGCAGGACUUUCUAUGUUCUUCUAGUCUGGGACUUCUAAUUUUUUCAACUCCAAAAUGCCAUAUUAUAAAAAUAUAGUAAAACCUUGAUAGAUUAGAAUAAAAAGAUCUGUGUUAUUCUACAGAACGAAUGCACCCCAAAGCCAAAACUCUUUCUGGUGCCGUUUGAAAUUGCAUCAUCCAUCUACCCUGGGGUUAUUCUUUUAGCAACUUUUAAAAGUACAAAAUGCCAGAGUUGAGAUCAGGAUUAGACAACUUGGAUUUCCUAAUACAAGAUCUCACUUCUCCACUUGCCCUCCAAUCAGGAGCUUGUUCUGCUUAUGUUCUGGAGGCCUUGUGCCUUUAGUCUCAUUUGGUCCCAAACAAGAGUUUUUAAAAGGGAUCUAGAGAGGAGCUUUGUGUAUAAGACAGGGAAAAUUAUGAUCUGUAAGUGUAGCCUGGCCAUCAACUCAAGAAGACCUGCCCUUAUCUUACUAAUACUCACACACACACACAUACACACACACAAAUGCACACCUGCUUUGUGAAGUUUCCAUCAGUGGAAACUGAUUUUUUUUAAUCUUAUGCUCUCCUGAAGCUGGAUGGUUGACAGCCAUCUCCAUGAUGCCACGGUACUGCUCACUGAUGAUCAAACAGUAGUGUUCAUCUUGUCUUUUAGAAAACAGAGCCUUUUCCCACCUCAUGAUUGAUGAAUUCCAAACCAAUGGAGAAAAAAAGGCUUUAAAAUAAUGAAUCCCUUUCUCAACUACUGUUAUAUUCAAUUAAUUUAACUACACUGAACCAAAUUACCUUCAGUGUCUAAGAAGACAGCUGUAGACUGCUUAUUAUGCUGCUACAGGGACUCAGUUCUUUUUGGUGUAAAUGUCACUCCUGUUAGCUCUUUGUAUAAAGAAUUAAUUCCAAGAGUCAUAUUUCCUUCUAAUGGAAAGAUUACUUUACUGAUUGCUAGGAAAACAGGGUAAUGGAAGGCACUCAAUUAAACCAAGCUGUUUCCAAAUGCAAUGUAUGUUUUAUGAUUGGCUUGUGAUAGGCAAUGCUUAAUGUGUCUACUUGGCGUUUCCCUUUGAGCUUUGAACUUAUGUCAAACUUUGCUUUCAUUGUUCAGUUGGACUAGUGUUUCCUAUUGUCAGCCUGUAAUUCCUGCUCAGUUGCAAAGGGAACCGUUUGUUUCCUCCAAUUUACCUUGGAGGAUUUAAAUUGACUCAAUUGAUGAGGUGGCUGAGAAUUUUCCCUCCCUUGUCCCAUGGGUGAUGUAGGAAAAAGAUUGUUCCCCACACUGCCUCAGGAGGUCCUGGAUUUGAAUUUGUGUUGUUUCCACUGGUGCAAUCAUUUCACUGGGACGGCAUGAACCUUUUGAAGCUAGGGGACAGGAAACAGCUAACAACUGAACCAGAACAAAACAGUGGAAACCAGUACGCGAUCAGCCCCUUGCAGUUGAGAAAAGAGAUUUCCAAUUGUUGCCACAGUUGCCAAAUCUGUCCCUUGAAAGACAGCCAAGUCAUGUCUUCAGUGGUAACAAAGUACCUUUAAAAGCUGCCCUUUGAAUGUCUCCUGUGACUACCUCUGGAGGUAUUUUGAAAUUUUGGUUAACAACUUUCUUGACCACAUGCAACCUUUGUCCCUUCCCCAUGAAGACUCACAAGUGUUUGCAACACAUUCAUAGUAAGGUGGGCACCGGAAGAAAGGACCCAGGAUCUGUACUUCUCACGUCAUGCUUCGUAAAUGACAAUCACUGCUUGAUGCAGAUGUUGCACUGUAUCCACUCAGGGAUGUUUUGUUUUGUUUUUUUUUUUUUAAAAAGGUACACCAAGAAGGAGGGGGACAAAAAACAGGAAAAUGACAACAAAAUAUAAAUGGCACAAAUUAAACAUGCCAGUGAGAGAACCACUCUGACAAGGCUUUCAGACCAACGAGGGGUAACUUCAUGCUGUAAGCUGAAUUUACUUCUAUGUUUGGACUUGCUGAAAAAUUGCUCAUGAGUAACAACUUAGCUUCAUUUUCUAAAAUCUCCUGAGAGUCAAAUGAUCCAGUUGCCCCGUUUAUAGGAAUAGGUAUCUCCCAGAGAACCCAGGCUUCCUAUACAAGUCCUAUACAAGUCAGUGGCAUUCACCACUUGACAAGGGAGGUGACUUGUGGUCUGUGAAAAGAAAGGCAAGUUUUGGAGGGAACAUAGGAAAAUAAGGAAUUCCACAUCUGGCCUAACAUCUCAUCUCAAGCCCAGCUGUCUGUGACUCUGGUCCUCUUUGUAUUCCUUUUUCUGCAGCUCUUUUACCCCCCUCCCCCCCAAAGACUGAAAACUGAGGGUGGAGAUGUAGUUGACAAACAUACCCUUUCUGGAUCUCCCUUGUUUUAAAAGUGUCUUCAGGACUCUGAACCACUGGGUAGGUAAAAACAGACAAUACAGAGGUCUCUUAGGUAAUCAGAUUUCUUUGAUAGAAUCUAAGAGACUCUGGAUAUUAACAGUAGGUUCCAGGAGGCAUUAGUUCAUGUCCUAUCACAGCUGCCUGCUCCACACACAACUUCCCAGCAGUCAAGCUAAACUGCUUGUAGAAAACCUUGCACAUGGAUAGUCAAUUCACGCUCACUCUCUCCAGUCCCAUGUGUACCAGACUUGACUGCAAAAGCAAUUCUUAUGUCCCAAGGACACAACAUAACAGCUUUUUUCAAAGCCAUCAAUCAGAUGCAAAUUAUGUCAGUUUUGUUCUAUAUUCUGUUUCUAUUUAUCAUAGAAGCAAGGAAAACUUCUACUGCUAUUGGAAAUUAGAAGAAAUAACAUUUUCCUGAUUUCUUUCUCUCUCGAAGCUACUACAAGUGGCAGCAAGUUCAGACAAGGGCAUCUGUGCCCUGACAGAACUACCGUUUAAGAGAACAGCAAUAACUUGAAAGUGUGCAUCUGUAGUGACGGUUUGCACAGAGUCCCCUCUAACGAGAGCGGAAGUCCCACCAUCUGCUUUAGAUGAAGUGGUAUUUGAUUUUCUGUUCCCAACUGCUAAUCCAAACAGCAAUCUGAUAUGGGCAGCCACGUGUGUCUUCAGACAAGAGUUGGCAUCCUUUUGGGGUUGUUGGUAGGGGAGUAUCUCAGGACCAGAGAAACAUGUUUGUUUAAAGCUAAGUUUAAAAAUUCAACAGUCUAAGAGGGCCAGGGAGUUGAUGCAAAUGAGUGAAGCAGUCUGGUGGGAAGCUAGCAAGGAAAUGCCCCAAUGAAAAGGGGCAUCCAAGAGUCAGCUAAAGCUGAAAUAUUGCUAGUUUCUAAAUCUUAUGCAAUCUCUUGAGUCGUAAAUGUCAGUUGAUUCAAGGCUUAGUGCAGACCAAACAAACAUGUCUUGGGGCAGAAGGUGGUCACAGCCCCUGCAAAUCCAAUCGUGGGGCCUAUCUGACUGGAGCGAGUCUGACCAGAUACAACUCUGGGUGACAUUAGAGUCAGGGGUUCAGGGGCAAAAGGUCUUGCUCUUCUGACACUUAAUUUGGUUUCCAUAUUUGACUAGAGGAUAUAGUAAGAGGUCAGCUUUAAAAAUGGCAAACAAAUCUGAAAAUGAAAAUAAUUUCAUGAUGGCUUAUAAAAGACACUGUUUUGCCCAAACUUUCAGCUUCAUAGAGUCAGGUGGUUAGAUUUCUUGCCACUUUCUGUUUCUGAAAGUCCAAUGCACAAUUUUUAUGCUUUUGAGUCUCCGUGUGUUUCUUUAAAUGUGCGGUUUCAUAAUCUGCAAGUUCUUAUUUUUCCCUUGGUUGUGUCUAAAGAAUUUACUCCACAGUCACAAUAACAUAGUCCUCCAUUGUUCUGAAGUGAGGGACCAUGGAUUUUUUUGCAGCGAAUAGGGGUUGUCUGUUUGUGCACUUUUUUCCUUAGCUGUUGAAAUUCCUCCGAAAUGAAUUGGCCAUAGUAAUCUUUGCCUCCUGCAUGACUGUAAGCACGACCUCCAGUGGAGCAGGCAGAGCAGCUCAGUGAUUGUUCUUAUGGCCAAAAAUAAAGCACAAGUUUACCGAGAUUGAAUAAACCCAGUUGGGGGAAGCGCAGGGGAUGUGCACCCCCACUGGGCAGCGUGAUCCUUCUGUUAAACCAUACUCUUCAGGCAGUGGCUGAUGGAGGGCAUAUACCUGCCUGGGUCAUGACUGAACACACACACACACACACACACACACUAGGUAUGUCAGAGAAGCUCCGGACCACACCCCCAAGCACGGUACCGUCUGCUUCAUCUGAUUCACACACACACACACAGGAAUGGAAACUACACCUAUAGAAAAUUGAGUAUGUAUUGUAGAAAUGUAGAGGAAAAAAAAAUAUUUUUUCAGAUGUAAUUACCUUUAAUAUAUGCUUGUGGAAGGUCUAAUAUGAUGUAUGCUGUCUCUGUAAUUUUUGCUGUAAAUAACUGGAGACAGUGAAUACACUGAUUUUUCUAUGUCUCUGUUUAAGCAUAAGACUUUGUAAUGAUUUUUUUAGAGGGGGAAAAACCAACAAAGAGCGAAUAUGUACUUGCUUCCUUUCUGCGUGUUACGUACUUCUCAGAAACUGGUUGUAAUGGUUUAAGCAUCUUGAUGGGUCAUUGGUGUUAAGUGUACGCUUCCUUUUGUAAGACAGCUGAGAAAGGGACAGGGCUGUCAAUUAAAUCUGCUCCAAAGAAUCUGUAUUAAGAUUUCCCUAAGACUUGUAAACCCUAUCUGAACCAGACAACAUGAAAAAGGAAAGUUUUUUAAAAAAGAAAAAAAAAAAAUGUUGCCUGAGUAAGUCCUCUUUCCUUGUAGCAAAUGGCUUAGUCCAUAUCCUUUCUGCACGGAAUAGCUUAAGGAAAACAAGCUCUGCUUUCUGAUGAACAAAAUAUUUUUGUACACAUUUAUUUCGUAUUAAUAACCUAAGGUCAGAUCACUCAUUCGCUGAAGCCAUAACUGACCUUUACCAAAUAAAUGUUGUCAAGAACCUGGGGGAGGGUGGGGGGAGACUGAGAGGGAGGAAAGUUGAAGGUGUCAUGAGCUGUAACAACACAGGCAGGAGCAAGUCUGAUGAGUCUGAUGCUUUUCCUGCAUCCCAAACACAACUUUAAAAGGCUAAUAUUUUAUGAUGAUUGAUUUAUAAUAAAAAAAAGAUAUUUAGAUUUAAAUGAGACUUUCCAAUAUUUUUGAAAUCCCUGACAAUAAUUCCUUGCUUUUAGGACUGAGAGAAAUAAUUUUCAUGUACUUCCAACAUUCAGAGAUUUAAUGUUUUUACCUGAGCUCCAGCCCACACGUGUCAAGUAGAGAGCAGAGGUCUGAGUCCUCCAGCGUUGAAACCAUGUGGUCUGGGGCUUGGCUGUACCUACCAGCCACCACUGCACCUGGAAUGUGCAGCUUGCGUCUCUUACUAGCACGCGUGUCAUUGCUAGCAACGCAUACAACCUGCAUUGCCAGACUAUGUAAAAUAAAAGUAUUCACUCUAAAAAGCAUAAUAAUUAUAUUCUUUUUUUAAAGAAAUAAAGCCUCCUAGAGGCUUUGAUCUUUCUGGAGCUUAACUUACAUUAUUACAUGCAUUAUUAUUGGCUGAUAGGGGCAAAAGGCAAACUACAAAUAAACCCAGUGACAUAUGUAGUUUUAAAAUCUACAGUUUUCUGAUCUCUCUCUCCUUGUUUAAUAUGUAAGCCCUAAUUUCUGUGUACGUGAGUAAAACUGCAGCCUGAGUCAUUUAGGAAGUAAGCAUUGAGUUUUUUUUAUUAUAAAUAUACUAGAAUAAAACAGCACUCCCUAACAAUUAAAAAAAAGAGUUUUAUAUUACUUUAGAAUGUAAUAGGUUUUUGUCCUUAUUUUAUGUCCUGUAAAUUAUUAGUUGAAUACUGUUAGCAUUCCCUGGAUAAUGCACACAUGAUUUCUGAAUGUUUUCUGUAAAUGACAAUCAAUGUUUAUGAAGUUCCCUCCUUUAAUGCUGAACAAAAUUAAAAGAAGAAAAAGGAAAAAA
Molecule: messenger RNA, 8684 nt
Organism: Capra hircus (goat)
Lineage: Eukaryota; Metazoa; Chordata; Mammalia; Artiodactyla; Bovidae
Gene: RORB
Product: RAR related orphan receptor B
Exons: 10
Coding region: 1-1557 (518 amino acids)
Biological process (GO): regulation of transcription by RNA polymerase II
Cellular component (GO): nucleus
Molecular function (GO): zinc ion binding; RNA polymerase II cis-regulatory region sequence-specific DNA binding; nuclear receptor activity
Source: RefSeq, a predicted model, not a curated record